Radiomyces spectabilis is the source of this 1726-nucleotide messenger RNA. RefSeq lists its product as uncharacterized. The record is from RefSeq and is a predicted model, not a curated record. The coding region runs from base 11 to 1510 and encodes 499 amino acids. The transcript is spliced from 8 exons. Lineage: Eukaryota; Fungi; Mucoromycota; Mucoromycetes; Mucorales; Radiomycetaceae.
GUGCCUCAUAAUGAGCAGCUUGAGUUCAGGCUUUACUGGGCAGAGCUCCACUACAGGUUCAAGCUGGACGGAUCCAGGAUUUCGGCAAAACCCGUUUUUAAGCGAAACUGACCCAGCAAAGUGGGAUCUGUGGAAGAUUGCAAAAGAUAUCGAACGUUUGCAUCCUUUGAAGGCAGUCCAGGAAAUCACUAACGAAGUAAAGCAAUAUCUUGUGGAAGUCGAAGUUCGGGGGACCAAUGUACAAGUGAAGAAAGCCCAAGAAAUGAUCAACAACUGGCAGAACGUUAGCCGGGCUCUCAAGUUUGAUACAAAGAGGAAGUCUUUCCAAAAAAGAAAACAUGGGGCGGCAAGCUCUGCUGGUGUCUCUAUUGGCCAAAUCACGGGCACUGUAAUUAUCAACUACUCAGCCCAGUUACCGGAAAACUCGAGCGAUGAUAACAGCUCGAUCAACAGUGUGGAAGAGCACCAUAACAAGAUGUGCCGCGUGUACGUACAGGGUAGCUAUGUUGCUGAGGAGGGUAUGGACAAGCAAACAGAACUAGCAAGGAAGUGGAUCGUCCAAGGCGAGGAUAUGACAGCUCACCUAAGCGAAUACAGGAGGAAAUGCAUUAAAUUGGCGCACAGCAAAAGACACCUGUCAUACCGUCAUCUCCUUGCACUGUCGUUCAUAUAUCUUAUCUCGCCUACCAACCGUUGUGCUAUAACUUCCUUGCAUCCAUUCCAGCAACAGGCGGUAUUCGAGGAUUUAUCGCAGAGUUUACCACUUGUGCCCAAAGACGUGUGGGAGUUUUGUCGAAACGCGCGGCAUGCAGCUACACGAAAUCAAAACGUUGAGUCAUUCCUUCGAACCGAAUAUUCUGCACAGCAAGGAAAUGAUGUGGAAAUGUUGAACUGCAUUCAGAUCCUUUACACCUUGAACGGAGUCCUCCCAGCUAACGACAGGCAUCCGAUUGAAUCGGAAAUUACCGUAAGCACCAUUAAAGCCUUUAUACCGUCGUCACUCUACGUUGAUGGUGCAAAGGACGAAUGGCAAACCUAUCACAUGCCUUAUGUUGAUUGUUCAACCGGCAGAUCGAUCUCAUUGAAACCGGAUUACGUCAUGUACGUUGAACCAACUGCAAAAACCAAUCUCGAAUUGUUUUUCUUGGAGGUCAAGGACUGGCCCAACAAGGGCAACGUCUAUGAAGCAGACACAGUAAAACUAGGAAAGGAGAUGAAGCUUGGCCUUCACAAGUUGGUGAAUGGAGGAGUAAAAGACCCGAUAACAGUUGGGAUGUUAGUGGAAGGCUGUCAUGUGAAGACCUAUUACAUGGAUCUAAAAUUCGACGGCUUAUACAGAAUGGUCGAAACGUCUCUAUUUAAUCUGCCAACGAACCGAGGGGAUGAACUGUUGCUUGUACCACCAGUGCUUGAAAGGUUGAAGCAGAUGAAGGUAAUCAUUGAGCGAACAAUGAACAAUAUACACACGGCGAUGGAUCCAGCCCGGCCAAAGACAUCUUCCGGAAUUUAACCUUGUCGAACCCUAUCAAAAACCUCAAUCGGGGAAAAAACUUUCCAAAUGAUAUGUUAUCAGCCUAAGCAAAAUCAUUUUUCUCAGGAUUAUUGUAUCAAGUUAGGAUCAUAUAAACCACUGUGAUUGUAAACCACGGUCAGCUGCUUUUCGAUCUUCCACAGUAGACAGCCAUUUAAAUUAUUGAAAUUAAAUAGUCAUCAAUAAUGUUUUCAG